Messenger RNA from Thermothelomyces thermophilus ATCC 42464, 1158 nucleotides. RefSeq lists its product as uncharacterized. Gene Ontology annotation, molecular function: zinc ion binding; UDP-glucose:hexose-1-phosphate uridylyltransferase activity. Gene Ontology annotation, cellular component: cytoplasm. Gene Ontology annotation, biological process: beta-D-galactose catabolic process via UDP-galactose, Leloir pathway. NCBI's taxonomy places the organism in Eukaryota, Fungi, Ascomycota, Sordariomycetes, Sordariales, Chaetomiaceae. Bases 1 to 1158 code for a protein of 385 amino acids. The transcript has 4 exons. The record is from RefSeq and is a predicted model, not a curated record.
AUGCCUGACCAGGUUCUGGAUGAUAUUUCGCAUCGCCGAUACAACCCAUUGACUGGGUCUUGGCUCCUGGUUUCGCCUCAUCGCACCAAGCGCCCAUGGCAAGGCCAACAAGAAGCCCCAUCGAAGAACAUCCUUCCCGAGUACGACCCCAAGUGUUACCUUUGUCCCGGCAACCAGCGUGCCCAGGGUGACAGAAACCCUCACUACAAGAACACCUUCACGUUUAUCAAUGACUACAGCGCCGUGAAGGAGCAACAACAGGACUACAACCCAGACACAGAGAAGGAUGACAUCGCUUCUCUCCUGCUGCAGGCUCAGCCCGUCACCGGCCGGUGCUACGUGCUCACGUUCUCGCCUAGGCACGACAUCACCCUCGCUGAUAUGACAGCCGCGGAAAUAUUGCCCGUCAUCCAAACCUGGACCCGCAUCUAUGGCAGUCACUUGUCGGCUACCCACCCACUCAAGGCCCGGGCGGACGAGAUCCUCUCCGCCAUCCCAGUCAACCCCGACGGCGAGGUCGACCCACCCAAGAACCAGCUGCGCUACAUGCAGAUAUUCGAAAACAAGGGCGCCGCCAUGGGUUGCUCUAACCCCCAUCCACACUGCCAGGUGUGGACGACCAGCACGAUGCCCGAAGAGCCAGGAAAGGAGCUGGUGCAGAUGGCCAAGUAUAGGGCCGACAACGGUCGUCACCUCCUCGCGGACUACGUCAAGCUCGAGAUGAAGAAACAAGAGCGCGUGGUCUGGCAGAAUGAGAGCUUUCUCGUUGUCUGCCCCUGGUGGGCGGUGUGGCCUUUCGAGGUCAUCAUCAUCGCGAAGCGCCACGUACGCGCACUGGUCGAUCUCACGGAUGACGAGCGGCUUCAAUUCGCCGAGGCCGUGCAGGAGGUCACGCGGCGCUAUGAUAACCUGUUCGAGACGAGUUUCCCGUACAGUUCCGGCAUCCACCAAGCGCCGCUGGACUGCACUGAGGAGGAAGCCGAGACAAGCUGGUUCCACAUGCAUUUCUACCCGCCCCUCCUCCGGUCUGCCACCGUCCGCAAAUUCCUCGUUGGAUACGAGUUGAUGGCCGAGCCGCAGCGAGAUAUUACCCCCGAGCAGGCGGCUGCACGCCUGAGGAGUUGCGGAGGUGUCCUAUACCGCAAGCUGCUGAAUUAG